ACUCGGAACUGUAAUUGUAUGAAGGUUAGCCGCUGUUCAGAUUCCCCACUCCUGUAGUUCGGAGUUGUUUAUAAUCUAAACGGGAUUCCGCCAAUUUUGUGUAAUGAAAUAUCGCGAAAUCAAGUACGAACGUGCAUAUUAUCAUUAGAGUAGCUUCAAGGUCAUUUUAAAUUAGUCGGGAUAUAGCUAUAUGUAUUCUAUUUGGAAGUUGGGUAGUUGGUAAACUCGAAAAUGCAUGUUUUAAAAUCAUGAAACUAUAUCAGUAUUAAUUGAUUAUUUUUAACUUAAUAUUAAACAACUGUACAUGUAUUUGUAUACAUGUAUUGUAACUGUAUUUUCAAAACAAAAUGUAUUGAACAUUAGAACCAGUGUAAAUAUUUUCAAUUAAACUUAGUUAUUUAAACAAAAUUUAUCUUAGUAGUCAUUUCAUAAUGUCACAGCAAUGGGUCGUAUAUCAUCAUAACUUAUAUAAUUAUUCAACCAUAUUUUUAAGUUUAUUGUGUGUCUAUUGUAUUUUUACAUACGUAUAUGUGAACGCAAACUUUAACGACUAUCAAAAAACUUAUUAUAUUUUACAAUGGACUUCAAAUCUAACGCCACCGCUCCGUUACAUGGGCAUAGGAUCAAGUAAGUUUAUUGAAUUGAACUGCCCAUAUCAAAACUGUUACGUUACUCACAACAAGACUUUUUUAAGUGAUACUGAAGAUUUCGAUGCAAUAGUGUUUAAUGGCAAGUGCGACUUAACGUCGAAAAAGGAUUAUUUGCCCCGAAAAAGAUCGCUCUCACAAAAGUUUGUUUUUGCAAUGACGGAACCGGUUGCUAUGUUUAUUUAUUGCGAUAAAAUCUUGGAGAACUUAUUUGACUGGACGUGGACUUAUAAACUUACUUCAGACAUUCGAUGGUCUUAUAUAAAAAUAUAUGACUUGGACGGCUAUGAAAUGGGCCCAGAAAUGGAAAUGGUCUGGCUUGAAAAUAUGAAGCCAAUUCGAGAUAAAAAAGUUAAGGCUAUAUUGGAUGGCAAAUCCAAAGCGGCUGCAUGGUUUGUAUCACGAUGUGGAAGUUCAGGGAAAAGAGAAAAGUUUGUCGAUAUGUUGAAACCAGAGUUAACAGAAUUGGAUCUAACGUUGGACGUGUACGGAAGGUGCGGUGAUUUGGAAUGCCCGAAGAAAAAUCAAAAAGCGUGUAAUGAAUUGGUUAAAAGAGACUAUUAUUUCUACUUAUCUUUUGAGAACUCUAUCGCGACGGACUAUGUGACGGAGAAACUUCUGAUUGCACUGAAUAAUUACGCCAUUCCUGUGGUUUACGGCGGUGCAAAUUAUUCUAGGUUUCUCCCUCCAGGCAGCUAUCUAAACGCGCGUGAGCUUGGCCCGGGGCAGCUAGCGAGGACCAUGAAGGAUAUAAUUGGAAACAAAACCAGAUUCCACAAUUUUUUCCGCUGGCGAAACCAUUACAGAUACGAACGAGGAGAGAGAGAUUCUGAAAUUUGUAACAUUUGUAUCGCGCUGAAUGAUAACAAACCUACUAAUUCAAAUCUUCGCGGUGGAUUCAGAAAGUGGUGGACUGGCGAAUAUAGCUACAGAUGUUUUCCAAACGAGAAUGAAGAAUGAAUAUUAGUGGUUUUCUUAAGAAAUAGGACGAUAAACGAGCAGGCACCUAUGUUCGUACACCCAAAUGAUCACCGCUGGCUAAAAACAACUGUAAUACCAGCGGAGUUGCAGCGGCAUACAAUUUCAAGAAGUCGUAGACAUGUCUUUAUUUGACAUAGAUUUCAUUGGAAAUCAAAUUAGUUUCAUAAUUCAAAAUGCAGAAAUUUGUGAAUUACUGUACCUAUUAAAAAUUACCGUGUAUAUAUUUAUUUUAUUUCAAA
Molecule: messenger RNA, 1867 nt
Organism: Plodia interpunctella (Indianmeal moth)
Lineage: Eukaryota; Metazoa; Arthropoda; Insecta; Lepidoptera; Pyralidae
Product: alpha-(1,3)-fucosyltransferase C-like
Exons: 3
Coding region: 432-1607 (391 amino acids)
Cellular component (GO): membrane
Molecular function (GO): fucosyltransferase activity
Source: RefSeq, a predicted model, not a curated record